AUCAUCCCGUGACGUAGACACGCUACUCCCGACUCUCCAGAGAAGAAGAAGAAUAACAAAAGCACAGCCAGGCUCUCACUCAUCUUCUGUCCUCUCUGGGUUCACUACAACUCCGAUUCAGAAAAAUGUGACUGAACCGAGGAGGGUUUCCGUGUGGAGGAGCUGAUCGUCAGGAGAAACGCUGCUCCUCUUCUCACACGUCUUCCUCUGUGUGCGCUCAGCUAUCUCUGCGGUUAGCUCUGAGGCUAGCUCUGGAGCUAACUGAGGCUCGCUCCUCCUCAGCUGGCUCGUCGGUGUCUGACAGACGCUGUGACCGGGGCACAGUCAGUCGGUGAUUACUGUUUAAUUAACCUCGACCCUCUGCCUCCGUCUGCCCGGAGCUGAUCAUCAGGGUAGAGAUGGGAAGUCUGGGCAGCAGGUUCCAGUCGCCCUCUCAGGCUCCAGAGGAAGCUGUAGAGGGCACAAGCACCAGCCGCAGACGCAGCUGUGAGUGCAAGAAGAGGAAAAGAAAUGCCCCGUGUGACUGUGACAGUGAACAAGAGGAGGAUGAUGCCAUACUGGAUACACCUCGCAGGAAGAAACUGAAAUGCACAUCGAGGUACAUUUAUCAGACCUUAUUCCUGAACGGUGAAAACAGCGACAUUCGCAUCUGUGCUCUGGGGCAGGAGUGGAACUUGCACAAAGUUUACCUGUGCCAGUCGGGAUAUUUUUCCAGUAUGUUUAGCGGCUCUUGGAAAGAGUCAAACAUGAUGGAAAUUGGCUUGGAGAUCCCGGACCAGAACAUCGACACUGAAGCUCUACAGGUCGUAUUUGGAUCCCUGUACCGGGACGAUGUUCUGAUCAAGCCCAGCAGAGUCGUCAGUAUUCUUGCCGCUGCUUGCAUGUUACAACUGGACGGUUUGAUCCAGCAGUGUGGAGAAACCAUGAAGGAAAACAUCAGUGCAAAGACUGUGUGCGGCUACUAUGCUUGUGCCAGCAUCUACGGCUUGGAUUCAGUCAUGAAAAAGUGUCUUGAGUGGCUUCUGAACAACCUGAUGACCCACCAAAAUGUGGAGCUGAUGAAAGAACUUGGAGCUGAGGUGAUGGAGCAGCUCAUUCAGUCCUCAGACCUGUUUGUAAUGCAGGUGGAGAUGGAUGUAUACACUGCUCUGAAAAAGUGGAUGUUUCUGCAACUCAAUCCAUCGUGGGACGGUCCCAUCAAGCAGCUUCUGGCUGAUGCUGAUGCCUGGUUGUGCAAGCGCAGGACUGACAUGUGUGAGAGAGAGCCCUUCUUGAACACAGACGAUGGUGCAUCUUUUUGUUCGGUGUUCAAAUACGUUCGUCUCCAGUACAUCAUCAACGAUUUGGCAUCUGCACGCAUCCUGGAGAGAGAUAAUAUUUUGCCCUCUGAUUGGCUAACAUCAGUUUACAAAAACCAGUGGUUUGCAAUGCUCCGGACGGAGUUUGACAAUGACAACGGUCCCCAGGAAGCCAACAGAGAGGAGUUUGAGCUGAGCAGUAUGAGGUGUGGCAGGAAGCUGACCAAAGAUGGAGAUUACUGCUGGCGGUGGACAGGCUUUAACUUCGGCUUUGACUUGUUGGUGACUUACACAAACCGCUUCAUAGUUUUCAAAAGAAAUACCCUGAGUCAGCCAUGUGGGGGCGCUGUGAGCCUGCAACCCCGGAGGCAUUUGGCUUACAGGUUACGUCUCGCCUCCUUUGACAACCGUGGAAAGCUGGUCUGCAGUCGCUCGACGGGUUACCAGCUCCUCACCCUCGAGAAAGACCAGGAGUAUGUGGUGAUGAACCUGGACAGCCGCUUGUUAUCAUUCCCCCUCUACGUGUGCUGCAACUUCCUGUAUACGUCGCCACAGUUGGACAACCGUCCAGAUUCCUCAGAGCAAGACAGCACUGUUCGCUGUGUGUCUUGAUGCUAGUCCACCCGCUGCCAUUCUCACGGUGAAGCCAGGACACUGACACAAGCUUGUAUGUACAAUCCACCACCAUAUUCAACACCAUUUCCACAUGGGACAUAUCGUCUGCAUGCUCUGUACCUCAGUGAGGUGGGAUUGGAAAAUGAUUUGUGUCAAUGUAUUUAGUGUUUUGGCACAUUCUGAGUUUACUGUGUGACAGAGACACAUCACAGUGGCCAGGAAAGAUCAGGCCACACUCCACCUUCAGAGCAGCUUCACUCGUCCUCAAAUGUUUGUCAUGAACUGUCUCCAUUGAGAUGUUGGGCCUUUGAUCAAAAUGAAAAACGACAUUUAUCUUGAGGUAAUGAAACUUUGCUUUGGACUCCUCACUUCAGUGUGAAAUAGUCAUAAUGGCUUUGUGGUGUUUAGAUCUGGUGUUUUUGUGACGACCCUGGAAGAGUUUCACCUCACACGUGUAUUAUCGAAACUAGCAUGGAAUUGGUUUUGUCGAUAAUUGUGGGAACACUAUCAUUCUUGGAUGUAUGAACAUCACCGGAGGCUGAAACUGAACAUUUGAAAAGCCUCAUCUGCAGAGCAAACCUCAGACUUAGGGACAUCCAUGAGGUCAAAUGGAAUUCAGGUCCACUCAUGGAAAAAAGAAAAUCUCUGUUAAUGUUGUCCAUUUAAUUUGCCCUAAUUUAAAUACACGUGACUCACGGUGAAAGAAAACACAACAGAUGGUCAUCAAUUGUCCAUCAGAGGUCAAUACCUCAGAAAACCUGAUAACUGCAUCAGUAAGAUCGAUUUGAGCUUUCAAAAUGUAUAAUCGUGUUAGAAGAGCAGUUGUUGCACUCACUUAUACGGGAAGGUUUCAGUCUUUUGUUCCUCUAAUCAUAUUUACAAUUCACUCGGGGUGUGCACAGAGGUGUGGUCCAGAGUCCACGGGUGUGUUUUGAAGUGGGUCGACACUUUUCACAUUCUGUUCCCAAUUUGUUACUUGUAUUGACUUGAAUUUUUGGCUCAGUGAAGCAGAACCCAAAUAGCAAACACGUAAAAGGUGUAAGCUGUUUUAACUUGUUAACUCUACGAGGUCCAUUGGUUAAGAUCUGGUAUAAACAUCCCUCCUGAGUGAUUCACUUGUGAUUGGAUCUCGCAGGGUUGGAUGUAAAUACCUGAUAUGAGUCUCAAGGUCCUAGUUUGUCUGCUAAUGUUAUUCUUCACCAAGAACUUCUGUUAAAGCUCUUCAGGUCAGAAAGUUCACUACCUCUUUAGUUAAGUGCAGGAAGUGGCAUCACUGACCCCUGAAGGACCGGACUUUAAAAUUAAGUUGAUAUGAAUAAAAAAUAGACGUAAGACACCAGCUCCCUGAAAUAUUCACUUUCAGCUGUAUCGACCAGCGACACAGUUCUUCCUCUGCAGUGCACUCGCUCUUCAUUUCAUGGGAGCGUGAGCAGACGUUUACUGCUGCUCCCCUCACCACACAAAGAAAUUUGCAGCUAAGUUGUUGAAAAAUAACGUUCGGCUAUUUUGUAAAUCUGUUACCUCAUGUUUUGAAAACAUAAAUGUGGGGGUUUUCAGUCGUGUAAAUUGUACAGCUAAUACAUUCUUGUGUAACUCACCUGUAUAGCUCCAACUGUCAUCAGGUUUGUCAACUGUUUUUAUUUGGCAUUUAUUUAUUUUUUUACUUCAUUUGUAUUUGUAUGGACUUUCUUUUUUUUUUU
Messenger RNA from Paralichthys olivaceus (Japanese flounder), 3613 nucleotides. RefSeq names its product germ cell-less, spermatogenesis associated (gene gmcl1). Lineage: Eukaryota; Metazoa; Chordata; Actinopteri; Pleuronectiformes; Paralichthyidae. The record is from RefSeq and is a predicted model, not a curated record. Gene Ontology annotation, biological process: germ cell development. Gene Ontology annotation, molecular function: protein binding.